This is a messenger RNA of Scutellospora calospora, 360 nucleotides long. The record is from the annotation of a GenBank genome assembly. NCBI's taxonomy places the organism in Eukaryota, Fungi, Glomeromycota, Glomeromycetes, Diversisporales, Gigasporaceae.
AUGGAAUAUAGAAGAGCAAUUAAAGAUACUGAUAUAUCACAUAUAUUCUACUUACUAUCUAUUUAUUAUCAAAAUAGUUUUAGCAGAAUGACUAGAUAUGCAAUUAAUACAUAUAAUACAUUGAAUAAUAUUGAGGAUAUUAGACUUAGAAAACGUUAUCAAUCAUUAGUUAAAAAAUUUUUAAUGAUCGCAGCUGAUGGAGAAUAUAUGCCUACUGAACGACUUCUUGGAGAAGAAUUUUAUAAUGGCAAAUUAGGGUUCGGAAUAAAUAAACCUCUAUGGAUCGAUUUUCUAAGUAGUGCUUCUAAUAAAGGGGACAGAAACGCAAAACAGUUACUCCAGGAAAUAAAUAAUGUAUAA